CUCUCGCGCCAGGGAGCAGGGAGCUUCCGCACCGCUCCUUAACUGCUGUCAAGUAGCUAAGCAACACUAGCUAGCACUAUGUUAUCACAAUCUAGAUGUGCAUACCGGACGAUUGGUCGCUCUCUGUCAGCGGUGAGCCAGGCCAACAAUGUUCUGGUCCGGCAAAGUGUAUCAGGCCUCCCUGUCUGCAGCCGGCUAGUUUACAGGAAUUCUCAGCCAUGUGAAUUGCCAUCAUUAGUGAAUAUCUCCCACAUCAGAUUCUUCAAGACAUCAGCUGUUCACAGGGAUGAAGUUGUUACAGUCAAAACACCUGCGUUCGCAGAAUCAGUUUCAGAGGGCGACGUGAGGUGGGAAAAAGCUGUGGGCGACUCAGUGAAAGAAGAUGAAGUGGUCUGUGAAAUUGAGACCGACAAGACCUCAGUACAAGUCCCCUCUCCAGCAGCUGGCGUGAUUGAGGAACUGCUGGUGCCUGAUGGAGAGAAGGUGGAAUCAGGGAGGCCCCUCUUCAAACUACGGAAAGGAGCGGUUGCUGCCAAAGCUGCUCCCUCCCCAGCUGCAGAGGCCCCAGCUGCAGCCCCUCCCCCGCCUCCCUCUUCAGCCCCCAGUGCCAUGCCUCCAGUCCCCCCGGUGCCACCACAAGCUGCCCAAGCCAAACCUGUUUCUGCCAUCAAGCCCACAGCUGCAGCUCCAGCACCUCCAACAGCAGGAGGCAGAGGAGAAAGCAGGGUGAAGAUGAACCGUAUGAGGCUGCGGAUUGCCCAGAGGCUAAAGGAGGCUCAGAACACCUGCGCAAUGUUGACCACCUUCAACGAGGUGGACAUGGGAAAUAUUCAGGACAUGAGGACAAUCCAUAAGGAUGCUUUCUUAAAGAAGCACAAUAUCAAGCUGGGUUUUAUGUCAGCGUUUGUGAAAGCUGCAGCACACGCUCUGACUGACCAACCUGCUGUCAAUGCCGUUAUUGAUGAUUCAACCAAAGAGAUUGUCUACAGAGAUUACGUAGACAUUAGCGUCGCUGUGUCAACUCCAAAGGGGCUUGUUGUGCCGGUUAUCCGUAAUGUUGAGACCAUGAACUUUGCUGACAUUGAGAAAACCAUUAAUGCAUUGGGAGAAAAGGCUCGUAACAAUGAGCUUGCUGUGGAAGAUAUGGAUGGAGGCACCUUCACCAUCAGCAACGGUGGCGUGUUCGGCUCCAUGUUUGGCACACCUAUCAUCAACCCCCCCCAGUCCGCCAUCCUGGGCAUGCAUGGCAUCUUCGACCGACCUGUGGCCAUCAACGGCAAGGUUGAGAUCCGGCCCAUGAUGUACGUGGCACUGACGUACGACCACCGACUCGUUGACGGCAGAGAAGCGGUCACCUUCUUACGCAAGAUCAAAGCGGUGGUGGAAGAUCCACGAGUGCUGCUUCUGGACAUGUGAUGUUUCUGCCACCACAUUAAUCCUAUUUAAAGCUAAACU
Etheostoma cragini (Arkansas darter) is the source of this 1455-nucleotide messenger RNA. RefSeq names its product dihydrolipoyllysine-residue succinyltransferase component of 2-oxoglutarate dehydrogenase complex, mitochondrial-like. NCBI's taxonomy places the organism in Eukaryota, Metazoa, Chordata, Actinopteri, Perciformes, Percidae. The transcript has 15 exons. The record is from RefSeq and is a predicted model, not a curated record. The coding region runs from base 79 to 1416 and encodes 445 amino acids. Gene Ontology annotation, molecular function: dihydrolipoyllysine-residue succinyltransferase activity. Gene Ontology annotation, cellular component: oxoglutarate dehydrogenase complex. Gene Ontology annotation, biological process: tricarboxylic acid cycle.